CCGGUACCGCGGACUGUUGCAGUCUGCUGUAGUCGCGCGCAGCGUCUUCUUCCGGCACAUCAGACCUCCUUAUUUAACCUACAAUAAAGCUCUAUUCGCCCGCUGCGUCCACAAUUUUUCUCCAUUGCACAUCACCGGUCGCCAGGUCGUCUGCGAGGAUGAAGGGAGCGAAAUUGGUCGUGCUUUUCAGCGUGUUUUUGACCUUCGUCCUCCUGACUGAGGCGGCGCGAAGCAGGAGAGACUCCAGCAGCCAGAACAGCUUCAGGAGGGCGGCCAGUGGCUUCUACCAAACCCUCAGCAAUAUCUUCGGAGAGGAGAACAUCAGGGCUCUGUACAAGUUCUUCUCAAAAACUACAGAUAAGUUUGUUCACGGAGUCGAUUCGUUAUUGGACACCUUGUGGAAGCUGUGGGUGGAUCUGCUUGAUGUUAUGGGCAUCGACUCCUCUAACCUGACGCACUACUUCAGCCCAUCGUCUGUGUCCAGUUCCCCUGCUCGUGCGCUCCUCCUGGUGGCGGCCCUGCUGGUGGCUUACUGGUUCCUGUCCUUGUUCCUGAGCGGCUUUUUUUACGUCCUCCACGCAGUCUUCGGCCGCUUCUUCUGGCUGGCCCGAGUGGCCCUUUUCGCCCUCUCCUGCCUGUAUAUCCUGCAGAAAUUCGAGGGCGACCCGGAGAAAGCGGUGCUGCCGCUGUGCUUCAUCAUGGCCGUGUACUUCAUGACGGGGCCGGUGGGAGCGUACUGGCGGAAAGGGGGCGGACCUGGAACCCUGGAGGAGAAGAUCGACCACCUCGACACCCAGAUCCGCCUCCUCAACAUCCGCUUGAGCAGAGUGAUUGAAAACCUCGAGCGCUCCAGUGACCAAUGAAAUGAUUUUCACCCCAGGCUGAGGGUCAGAGCUGGGGUUUGUGAGGCGUGAUAAGUAUUUUAUUAUUAUUUUUUUUAAUUAAACCUUUCUUUUGCUCCUUUUUUUCUCAGGAUGUCCCAACAUUUUAGUCGAAAAUUGUACGUGACGUGUUCGGAAAUUCGAUGAAUUCCCCAGGCGAUGCGCUGAAGAUCGUCUAUUAGGUUCACCCUGUUGUUGUGGAAUGUAUCGUUAGUGUCCACCUCUACUGUAGCCGCCCGUUUUUGAGUAAAUAUCAGGACUUUUUUGUAUACUGUGUGUCCGUCUGCAAGCCUCGAGCCGAGUGUGUUAGUCCAUUGCGCAGUAUUAUGCGUCCAUAAGCUUUGUUAAGGGAACUUUCUAUGUGUUAUUUAAUAAUCAUGUAGACGAUGCAAUUGAGAAACACUCAGAAAGUGUGAAGAAUAGUCAAUGUCACUGCAUUUUUGUUAUUAUUUAUUUUUUCCUCCCAUCUCCGUCUCUUCUCGAGGUCACCAGAGGUCACUCUGAGUUCAGGACCGAUCAGCACUAUCAGGGAUAGAGAUGUAUGUGGAAAUCUCGUUCAGAAAGCAGCUAGUCAUCAGAAGCGUGAGGAUAUCAGACCAGUGUUCCUGGCAGCAAAGUAACAGUGCUGCAAUGCACACCGGUAUCUCAGUUUCAGCCGAGAGAGAGAGAGAGAGUACAUUCAGGGUAAUACCUGGUCAUGCACUUUGCUCUCAGCAUGACGUCAUCGUAUUAAUUGCAUGCAUCGUUUUAAUGCACUUAGAAAGGGAUCGAUUAAAUACAGUUUUAAUCCUGCUACUUAUUAGUGCUGCUUAGUAAAAUCGCUUAUCGGGAAAGUGGCCUCCAUGAUUUCAUCCACAUUGGCGUUUGGUCGAUUCGAAAUGCCUGAUAACUAAUCUAAAUCUUCUCUGCUCUUUUUUUUUUUUUUUUUUUUUUUUUUACUCAUUCGUUUUAAAUUUCAUUCCACUUUUUUGAUUUUUAGUUCGUUUUUGCAACCUCGUUGUAGCCAAAGCUAAUGUGCAUGUUUUUAAAAAAUAUAUAUUUCAAACAUUUAUUCCCCGCUUCAUGGAUUUUUAUAAACACAAAAAUACUGUAAUUUAACAUUUUUAUACAUGUUUUUACAUUUUAAGAGAAAUGUUAUGAAUGGCCAGUGUUUAAGUAUAUUUGCAUUCCAUAAAAUACGCUAAUUAUUAUUAUUAUUUUUUUUAUUUAUACUGCUGUAUUUAACACUGCUGUUGAAAGGUUUGGAGCCAGUAAGAUUUUUAAAUGACAUUAAUAUCGACAUUCAGCCAGUAUGUAUUAAAAAUGUUAUUUUAAUAUCUUUUAAGCUCGCUGUUCAUUAAAGAAUCUUGAUAAAACUAUAACGGUUCUCACAAAAAUAUUUAGCAGCACAACUGUUUUCAACUUUAAAUAUAAUAUAAAAUAUUUUUGAAUGAUUUCCGAAGGAUCGUGUGACCAAGCAGUUAUUUUAAAAAUAAAAAAAAAAGUUUACUGGUCACAUACUUUUGAACAGUAGUAUAAAUUGGAGUUAAGUGCUUUUGUUAUACAUUUACUGUAUUUAUUUUGCGCCAUAUCCUAUAAGGUUGUGUUUACGGUGAAAUCAGUGUGCUAUUCGUUUGUAUUUGUUUUUUUUGUGAUUUUUCUGCUACUAAAUGAUCUUUUUCAUAUCUUUUGAAGAUGUCUUUCAUUCAAAGUGAGAGUUUUGUGGCGUUUUAGCCCUAGCGUCAGCGUCGAUGCCAUUCUAUACUGUUUUUAGACAUUGAUGGAAUUCACUUUUAGCGGAUGCACGUUCGAAAUUCGCGCUCUUUCUCUUCAUGGAAAACGAGCCAAAAGUAUUCACCCCUCUUCCUGCAUCUCGCUGAUUUUAAUCCAGAAACUGUCCCUCAUCGCCGUGACAUACUGUAACUCAAGUCUACCGGAAAGCACUAAUAUCAAGAAGGCCCGUUUUUUUUUUACUGUGUGAAUGCGUGAAGGAAAUGAUACAACGUAAGCACCAGCCUUGAGGAAUCUCCAAAUAUAUUGUGUGCUUGCAAUGCACCAGCGUUAUUGUACAACCACCGGAGACGACCGAUAACAAUCACGCGCAUACAUUUCUCAGCAAACGCUCCUGUGUUUAAAAUCGUCUCGUGAACGUCUGUAACGAAUGAGAAGCCGCAGUACCUUUUUUGAGAGUUUUCUCAUUGACUGUGAUUUCAAGUGUACUCCGUGCAGAGUGAAUGUGCUUGUAGAAAUACGUAUGGAGGUUUAGCAAUUAAUUUCGUUCUUGUAAGUUGCAGUAACAUGUUAAAUCAUUCAUUUAUUUGUGGAAUAUUGUGCAUUUCUUAUUAUUGAUGUCUGUUACAUUAUACGUAAGGCAGUACUGACUUAACUGCAGACUCUCAUGAAUCCCAUUUGACUGCACCAGUGCCAAUUAUUGUGUGUUGAUUGAUCGAUUUGUAUUGGGAAAGCACUGAAUCUUUGUGAAGUCUAGACCUUAACUGGUAUUUUUUGCGUAGUAAAAUGCCUUUUGUACAAAGGUUUGCUUUGUACUGUAUAAUUUCCAUCAGGAGUGUUCACCCGCGAUGUUGCUUGCCGUGGUAUCUUUUGCGCUGUCUAACAUAUUUUUGUCUUUAUGAAACUUGUUCAAUGAUUUUCUCGAAGAUGAAACGGUUGUCCGAAAAUGAUUUAAUAAACGUAAUUUGACCAAC
This is a messenger RNA of Puntigrus tetrazona (Sumatra barb), 3565 nucleotides long. RefSeq names its product bri3 binding protein (gene bri3bp). The record is from RefSeq and is a predicted model, not a curated record. NCBI's taxonomy places the organism in Eukaryota, Metazoa, Chordata, Actinopteri, Cypriniformes, Cyprinidae. Gene Ontology annotation, cellular component: mitochondrion. The coding region runs from base 159 to 863 and encodes 234 amino acids. The transcript has 3 exons.